This is a messenger RNA of Syngnathoides biaculeatus (alligator pipefish), 2847 nucleotides long. RefSeq names its product BTB/POZ domain-containing protein 2-like. Gene Ontology annotation, biological process: neurogenesis. Gene Ontology annotation, cellular component: cytosol; P-body. The transcript has 9 exons. The coding region runs from base 121 to 1884 and encodes 587 amino acids. Lineage: Eukaryota; Metazoa; Chordata; Actinopteri; Syngnathiformes; Syngnathidae. The record is from RefSeq and is a predicted model, not a curated record. Gene Ontology annotation, molecular function: protein binding.
UAUUUUGUUUUGAUUUCAGGCCGUCCCUUUAAAAAAUAGUCACAAAAUGAAAAAAAAAGAAAAGAAGUGUGGACCCGUUGAAGUUGGAACGCGAGUGGUAGGGGGCGCUGUCGUACCCUUAUGAAGUUAAUACUACUACAAAUUAAGGAGGGGAAGAAGCGUGUUGUUUACGCCUAUGCUACAUGUAAGAUGGCUACCGGAGAGAACAGUGGCAGGCCUCCGUGCCUCAACUUCGCCGGCCCGGGUCCUCUGGGAAACAGCCAACCGAGCAACAGCGUUUUCUCUAUGCCGGCUUCCAAUGGCGGAGCGCUGACUUCGGCAGGCGGGGCUCAAAGUGCCGCUCGGCGUUCCAACCCGCAGCUGGGGCCUGGCGGUGUAGACGGCAACGAAGUUGUGACCUCCGGAGCGCCACCGACCCCCCAGGGCUCCCUUCACCCUCCGACUGCGCCGGGUGCGGCCGCCGAUGGGGCCAUGGCAGCCCCGGCGUCCAACAUGGCGACAAUCGCGGCGUCGAACGCUACCCCGGCGGCGGCGCCCGCCGCCACUCCGGCUGCCGCGUCCGUGCUGGUAUACCGAGAGCCGGUGUACAACUGGCAAGCGACAAAGAGCACCGUGAAGGAGAGGUUUGCUUUUCUGUUCAACAACGAAGUACUCAGCGACGUCCACUUCUUGGUGGGCAAAGGAAUGGGCGUUCAGAGGAUACCCGCGCACAGGUUUGUCCUGGCCGUUGGAAGCGCCGUGUUUGAUGCCAUGUUCAACGGGGGAAUGGCGACGACAUCAACGGAAAUCGAGCUCCCUGACGUGGAACCAGCCGCUUUUUUAGCGCUGCUGAAGUUUCUGUACUCGGACGAAGUUCAGAUCGGGCCCGAGACCGUGAUGACCACGCUCUAUACUGCCAAAAAGUACGCUGUGCCAGCCCUGGAGGCCCACUGUGUGGAGUUCCUCAAGAAGAACCUGAGAGCGGACAAUGCUUUCAUGCUGCUCACGCAGGCACGUUUAUUUGACGAGCCUCAACUUGCCAGCCUGUGUCUGGAAAAUAUCGAUAAGAACACCGGAGAUGCUCUCGCCGCCGAGGGCUUCACCGACAUUGACCUCGAUACGCUGGUCGCUGUGUUGGAGAGGGACACUUUAGGCGUGCGCGAGGUGCGAUUGUUUGGCGCGGCAGUGCGUUGGGCGGAGGCGGAGGCCCACAGGCAGCAGCUGCAGCCCACCCCGGAGAACAAGCGCAAAGUGCUGGGCAAAGCCCUCACGCUCAUCCGCUUCCCUCUCAUGACUAUUGAAGAAUUUGCUGCAGGUCCGGCCCAGUCCAGUAUACUGACUGACAGGGAAGUGGUGAGUCUUUUCCUCCACUUCACAGUGAACCCUAAGCCCCGCGUAGACUUCAUCGAUCGGCCUCGCUGCUGCCUCCGAGGGAAGGAGUGCAGCAUCACGCGGUUUGGACAGGUGGAGAGUCGCUGGGGCUACAGCGGGACAAGUGACCGCAUACGAUUCUCAGUAAACCGAAGGAUAUUUGUGGUGGGAUUCGGCCUGUACGGCUCAAUACACGGACCGACGGACUACCAAGUCAACAUUCAGAUUAUUCAUACAGACAGUAACACCGUACUGGGACAGAAUGAAACUGGUUUCAGCUGCGACGGGUCGGCCAACACCUUCCGAGUCAUGUUCAAAGAACCAGUGGAGAUACUGCCCAAUGUGAACUACACUGCCUGUGCUACGCUCAAGGGCCCGGACUCUCAUUACGGGACGAAGGGAAUGCGAAAGAUAACACAUGAGUCAUCAACUACUGGCACCAAGACGUGCUUCACCUUCUGCUACGCGGCGGGGAACAACAACGGUACUUCAGUAGAGGACGGACAGAUUCCCGAGGUCAUCUUCUACACAUAGUCGGUCACCUUCCAGUUUUGUGGUGAUGCUCCAUCAAAUGCGACAGCCCGGAAACAGCGCCAUGGGGAUAGGUGGGUGGGUGGGGUGGGGGGGUCUAUGUCUCGGGGCUCACGUGUCAUAAUGCUGUCCCCUCCAUUUGGUGCGCUGCCGAUGGCCACAUUGGAAGACAAAUAGCCACGAGGCAAAACGUCCCAUUAAUUUGUGCAGUUUGUCCUUAGAGAUCCGCUCGUUCGGUGUGUCUGAAAACGAUGACAGUCGACGACUCCAAAACGAAACAAAAUAACGAGAAGGCGUAGAUUAUCCUUGCUGUGGGUUGCCAACACAAAACAGCUUGACACUGAAUGUUAGCCAAGUUAGUUCAACCAGCAUUUCACAACUUGCGUACACGGCAGCAGGUACCUGUCGCAUCCAUCUUCACAUUUUAAAGGCUUUAUGGAUACUUGGCAUAUUCUGAACUAUAACAGUACCACACAAUAAGCAAGUUUUAGUCACUUCAGUACUUGUGUCUUUGCUUGUUAGAUGCCUAUUUCUAAAAGACCUUUUUUUGGCCUUUGCAUUUUGGGUUGUUUAACAGAUGCACAUUAACUCUUCUUGAUAUGUGUAUAUAUUUUUUUCCUUUUAACUUUGAUGUAAAUAUGUGCACCCAGGUCAGUGUUUGUUUAAUUGUUGUACAAACCUCAGCUCCCACAAAGUUGCUCUGUAUAAUAAUAUCAGUUAAAAAGAUUGAUUUGCAUUUUUUUUGUCCCGAUCCUAUAUUCAGUAGACUUCGGUGCAAAGUUGAACAGAAGGUGCCGCCUUUGGGGAAACCAAAGGCUUUCAGAAAUCGAUCUUUGGAUCACGUUAAUAAAAUAAUAAUUGCCGAAAUACUUUAAAGAAGCAAUAUAUCGGACAUGAUAAUUUGUCAAUGACACAAACUGCUUCUGUGAUGUUCAGUGUGUACUAGAGCCCUGCUUUGAUAUCAGC